AUGUCGUCCGAACAAGCCGACGCUGUGAACGUGGCCGAGGGCGCCCCCGAGCAGAGCCUGCCCUCCCGCCCCGCCAAGCAGCCCAAGGAGAAGAAGCCCGCCAAGGGUGGAAAGUCUUCUGGCCUUGAGCUACCAGAUCUCCCCGAGUUCAUUCAGCACCGACUCGACCUCUUCGACAAGAUCAAGGCUCGACAGGAGGCCGAAAUCGCUGAGAAACCUCGCGAGGAAAUCAUCAUCUCUCUUCCCAAUGGCAAGGAGCACACCGGAACCUCGUGGGAGACCACCCCCUUCUCCAUCGCCAAGGGCAUCUCCAAGUCGCUCCUUGAGCGCACCGUCAUCUCCCUCGUCGACGGCGAGCUGUGGGAUCUGACCCGACCCCUCGAGAAGAGCUGCAAGCUCGAGCUCCUCGAUUUUGAGCACCCCGAAGGCAAGAAGGUCUUCUGGCACUCGUCUGCCCACAUUCUCGGAGAGGCUGCCGAGCGACGCUUUGGAUGCUACCUCUGCAACGGUCCCCCCACUGAGGACCCCCCAGGUUUCUACUAUGAUAUGGCCAACAUGGGAGAGCAAGUGAUUGCCGACGAGGACAAGAAGGCUCUGGAGCAGCUCUCCAACAGCAUCAUCAAGCAGAAGCAGCCUUUUGAGCGCCUCGAGAUGACCAAGGAUGAGCUCCUCGAGAUGUUCAAGUACAGCAAGUACAAGGAGUAUUUCAUCAACCAGCGAGUCCCCGAUGGCACAAAGAGCACUGUCUACCGCUGUGGACCCCUGAUUGAUCUGUGCCGUGGACCUCAUGUUCCUACCACCGGCAACAUCAAGGCCUUUUCCGUUCUCAGGAACUCUGCCGCCUACUGGCUUGGUGACAGCAACAACGAGUCCGUCCAGCGAAUUGCUGGUAUCUCAUUCCCCGACAAGAAGCAGCUCGAGGAGUACAAGCACUUCCUGGCCGAGGCCGCCAAGCGCAACCACCGAAAGAUUGGCCAGGACCAGAAGCUCUUCUUCUUCGACGAGGUGUCUCCUGGAUCCACCUUCUUCCUGCCGCACGGUGUGCGCAUCUACAAUGCCCUGAUGGACCUCCUCAAGGGCGAGUACCGGAAACGUGGCUUCACUGAGGUCAUGUCCCCCAACGUGUACAAGGCGGAUCUGUGGAAGAUCUCUGGUCACUGGGGCCACUACGAGGAGAACAUGUUUACCUUUGACGUCGAGAAGGAGCGAUAUGGCCUGAAGCCCAUGAACUGCCCCGGACACUGCAAGAUCUUUGCCCACUCGGACGUCACUUACAAGGACUUGCCAUGGAGGAUGGCCGAUUUCGGUGUGCUGCACCGCAACGAGUUCUCUGGUGCACUGUCUGGUCUUACCCGAGUCCGUCGUUUCCAGCAGGAUGAUGCCCACAUCUUCUGUACUGUGGACCAGAUCCGAGAUGAGAUCGAGUCUGCCUUUGACUUCCUGAGCGCCGUGUACGGCCUGUUUGGCUUCUCUUUCAAGCUCAAGCUCUCUACCCGUCCUGAGAAGUACGUUGGUGACAUCGCCACCUGGGAUAUUGCCGAGCAGAAGCUUCAGGAGGCUCUGGAGUCGUUUGCCCAGAAGAACGACGCCAAGUGGGAGUUCAACCCUGGUGAUGGUGCUUUCUACGGCCCCAAGAUCGACAUCACUCUAUACGAUGCCCUUCGCCGAGACCACCAGUGCGGUACCAUUCAGCUCGACUUUAACCUUCCCCGGCGAUUCAAGCUCCGAUAUGUGGCCGCCAAGGACGAGAGCGGAGUCAGCGACGGCAGCGACCCCUCGGAGGAUCUCCCUGCGGGAUACUCGCGCCCUGUCAUGAUUCACCGUGCUGUGCUGGGCAGCUUUGAGCGAAUGUUUGGUGUGCUGGCAGAGCACUUUGCGGGCAAGUGGCCUUUCUGGCUCAGCCCCCGACAGAUCCUGGUUGUACCCGUUAUGCCUGCGGUGAACGACUACGCCAAGGAGAUCCAGCAGAUCUUCCAGGAGAAGGAGCUGUACAUUGACGUUGACCUCAGCGGCAACACCUUCCAGAAGAAGAUCCGUACUGGUCAGCUGGAGCAGUACAACUUUAUCUUUGUGGUUGGUGCUGAGGAGGCCAAGUCGCGCACCGUCAACAUCCGCAACCGAGACGACCAGGCUACCCAGACCAAGGGUGAGCUGGUGCCGAUCGACGAGGCCCUUGAGUCUCUUGUCAAGCUCAAGGUUGAGCGACGUCUGGAGAACAAAAUGUAA
Messenger RNA from Fusarium keratoplasticum, 2226 nucleotides. Its product is annotated as Threonine--tRNA ligase. Gene Ontology annotation, molecular function: threonine-tRNA ligase activity; ATP binding. The transcript is spliced from 8 exons. The record is from RefSeq and is a predicted model, not a curated record. Gene Ontology annotation, cellular component: cytoplasm. The coding region runs from base 1 to 2226 and encodes 741 amino acids. Gene Ontology annotation, biological process: threonyl-tRNA aminoacylation. Lineage: Eukaryota; Fungi; Ascomycota; Sordariomycetes; Hypocreales; Nectriaceae.